Messenger RNA from Colius striatus (speckled mousebird), 8327 nucleotides. RefSeq names its product chloride intracellular channel 5 (gene CLIC5). The record is from RefSeq and is a predicted model, not a curated record. The coding region runs from base 1 to 1173 and encodes 390 amino acids. NCBI's taxonomy places the organism in Eukaryota, Metazoa, Chordata, Aves, Coliiformes, Coliidae. The transcript is spliced from 6 exons.
AUGGAAGAUCAGGUCUUUACCAAUGUUUAUCAAAAUGCUAACACCACCAGUAUCUAUGGGAUUCCACGCUCUCAGGAUGACAAAGGGUAUAAUCUUUAUGAUCAUCUCCAGGAAGAUCCAGCGUCUCCUUCUUCUAUUGCUACUAUGCCAGAGAGCAUGGACUGUGGUCAGGAUUACUCAGAGGAUAGCUGUAGUAAUUCUGUGAUCUCUCAGCAUGGAGCUGAUCUAGAGGAUAGUUCUUCUUCAUCUCAUCAUGGUGCUGAAGAUCACCACCAGGAGAUGGAUCUGAUGAGCCCAACUCUGAAAGAGAAGCACUUAGAGGGCAUGAUUGAGAACAUGUAUUUUCCUCCAGGUUUCCAACUGCGUCGGAGCCAGAGCACACAUUCCAACUCUUCAGCUUCUUUCAAGUUCCCCGUUAACAAUAACUUUGGAGAAACCGACAACUUUGUGGAAGAUAGUGAGAUUUUCCUGUUUGUAAAGGCUGGUAUAGAUGGAGAAAGCAUUGGGAACUGCCCGUUCUCCCAGCGUCUCUUCAUGAUCCUGUGGCUCAAAGGGGUUGUGUUCAACGUCACCACUGUUGAUCUGAAAAGAAAGCCAGCCGACCUACACAAUCUGGCUCCUGGGACCCACCCACCUUUCUUGACUUUUAAUGGAGAAGUCAAGACAGAUGUUAACAAGAUUGAGGAAUUCUUGGAAGAGACUCUUGCACCUCCAAAGUACCCCAAGCUGGCUGCUAAGCAUCGGGAAUCAAACACUGCUGGGAUUGAUAUCUUUUCCAAAUUUUCUGCAUACAUCAAAAAUACCAAGCAGCAGGAUAAUGCUGCCCUUGAAAGAGGCUUGGUGAAGGCUCUGAAGAAGCUGGAUGACUAUCUGAGAAAUCCUCUGCCAGAGGAGAUUGAUGCAAACAGCACUGAAGAGGAGAAAAUCUCAAAACGCAAGUUUCUGGAUGGAGAUGACCUCACUCUUGCUGACUGCAACCUUCUGCCCAAACUCCAUGUUGUCAAGAUUGUUGCAAAGAAAUACCGCAACUUUGAGUUCCCAACAGAGAUGACGGGGCUGUGGCGGUACCUGAAGAAUGCAUACGCCAGGGAUGAAUUCACCAACACCUGUGCAGCAGACAAAGAAAUUGAGCAAGCCUAUGCAGAUGUGGCCAAGAGGCUCAACAAGUCCUAACUGACCUCAGAGGUGGCUCAGUAUCUGCUUUUACAGACUCUUCUUGUUGCCUUAAGAUAUACUUUAUCAUUAUGCUAUGUUGUUGGCAUCCCUAUGACUUCACCUGUUCCAGUGUAUUGGUCAGGGACAAACCUGCGUCUCCCCAGAGAGAAAGAGAAGGUAGCUCUACUGUAGCGAGUGGAGAAAUUUGAACCUAAGAUCUGUUUCAAGUAGUAUUAUUUGCAAUCAGUAUUGGAAAUGAAUCCACUUUACUAGUUUCUUGUUUCAUGUUGGGUGUAUAACACCACCUUUAUUCUUCAGAGUUUUAAAAAUAGGAUAUUAGCUGAAAUUUCAAGUAAGACAGUUAGCAACACUUAGAACUGGUUCUUCUGUAGUUUAUUUCAAUUACACUUUUCCCCCCAGUAUUAUUGAGAUCGCUGGGGUAGGUGCAAAAUAUGAAGGGGAGGCAGUGGGGAAGGGAAAAGGAGUUUGACCCUAAAAGACAAAUGCUCUUAGCAGAUAAAUUUUUAAAAAAAUCUCUCUGAAUGCAUAUUUUGUUUCAGCAGGCCCAGGAGUUUAUGGGGCAUUUAUUUUUAACUUGCUGCAAGAGGGGGAAGCCUGAGUGAAUAUGUCAGACUUGCAGAUGCUGCUUUGCAUAAAGUUAACAUGAUAUUGUUGGAUCCAAAUGUUUAAAAUGAAAGAGAAUUAAUUGAGUGGCAGCCUUUGGAAGAGUGGAGCUCUUACCAAAAUGCCCAGUGGAUCUGCUAGUUAGUAGAGACAGACAGACACAGCAAUGGGGACAGUGUAUUGACUCCAGCAAACAGGGAACUGGCACAGCAAACCAAACCACGUAGGAUAUUGUCAUCUUGACUCUAUGGUUGCCAGUUCCUUUAUAAUCACUCUCUUGGGAAACUGCACAUGAAUUCCAGGCAGGGGAAGUGCUUUCUUCACAUUGGGCUUGAGAUUGGUCACUUUCAAGUACACAUUUCACCCCAGGAGAAAUUUGCUCUGAGAGCCUCAAAGAGGGAAGGCUAAAAGAAAGAGGCAUAUUUCCAGGCAGAAAUUCAUCAAGUGUGCAGCAUGGUGAAAUCCAUGCAUGAUGACUUAGUCCCACUCAUCCAGGGUUUAUCAAUCUGAGUUACAUGAUUCUGAAUUAGAAUUGUUUUCUGAAACUGAUGAUUUUGUUCCAUCUGUAGCGUCUGCCUGACACAAUUUGCCUUAUUCUGGUGAUUAUUUGUGUGUUAUUUUAGUGACUUCAGAAUGGUAUCUCUUUUGCAUGAAACUCACAUGGCCUGAUACAUACAACAGCGCACAUGGCUCUUGAUUUUCAGUUUGGGGAGAUUUAUUCUUGUUUUCAAUGAUAAAAUAAAGCUGAGCUGUUACCCAGUGUGUCUCUCCUGAUCAGAGCUGCUAGUGCUGCACUGAUUGGAGGGAAACUUCAAGCUGUGACCAAGGCAAACCUAACAUCAGGCUUGUGUGCAGCCAAAGAGCUAGAGGACUGGAGACAGCAUUGAAAGCCAGCCUCUGGCAUGCGAUGCUGAUGACAAUCUGAAGCCAUCCUGUUGCUUUGGUGAGAUUAUUCCACUUUUCACACUAAUCCAACUGGGAGAAGAAUGUUGCUUGUUGACUGGGAAGAUCUUUUGUGGUUGACUAUUGUUUUGCAUGCAAUGGUCAAUUUGUUCUGAAGUUUCAAAACCUUGGAAGAAAAUCCAGGAAAUCUGAAGUCUUCUGUAAUGGGCUAUUCUAAUAAUGGUUAAACUGGAGGGCAAAGGCUCACACCCUUUAACAUAUUGCUGAGAAAUCAGCUGGCUCAGAGAACAUUAGUAGCAUCCAAAAAAAAAAUCUAAUGAGAUUAGAAGUGUCUGCACAAGCACAUAUGGCUUGUUAAAAACAUUUCUUCAUGAGAUUGGAAUUAUUUUUAAUUAUUUUUUUUUUUUGGAUAAAUGACAGCAAUUAUUUAUUUAUUUAUUUUAAUUGAUUCAGACCUUUUCAUCUGUCUUUCUGGUUAUGUUUUCACUCAGCACAAUGGUCAAGAUGGCUUUGUCUGCUUAGAAAAGUGUUAGUAGCAGUGCUUUGCAAAUUAGUUUCUAGUGAAAAGUCCUCUGAUUAAUGGUCACUGGGAUUUUCUUUCUUCCAGUAUGAUUUGCCUAGGAGCAUGCCAAUCAACUAAUCUACAUUUCUCUCAGUUGUCUUUUCUAGGUUUCUACUUAAGUUAGUGUCUUUGAUUAAUCAUAGUUGCAGUGAAUCUUUGAAUAAAGAUGCAGAGGGAGAUGCAGAUUCUUGGUUUGUGCUUAUUAGAUCUAUAUGUGCAGCAGAUCUCAAGCAAACUAAGUGAACCUGUUCAGGGUCUGAGCUGAUUUCCACCUUUGAAUUAUGUGAUUCUGUAAUGUUUCAAUAUCCCUUUCUUUAGUUUUGCUAGAAGAGAAUCAAAUAAAAAAAGUAGGGCACUACUCCACCUCCAAACAUUGUUAAUUUGGUAAAUAUUCAUUAUAUUUGAAUGUAUUUUAGAAGAAUUUCAUCUUUCGAACUUCAUACUUCAGUAAAUGUAUUUUUUUAACACUUCUUUUUCAUCCAAUUGGUUGGCCUCAGUGACCUCAAAUUGCAUCUGUUUUUCAAAAAUUAUGUUUUAAAAUGUCUGGGAAAGAAAGUUCCCAAGCCACCUUCCUUUGAAUUAGUAAUAAUAAAAAAACCCCCUUAAAUAUCUUCAUUUUCUAACAAUACCCCGAAAAAGUCUUGGUAAAGUCUGUUGAUGGAAAUGAGAAAGAAUAAGAGGAAAAUGAAAUGGUUUUCAGCUGCCCCAUCUAUUCUUUCUGAAUUCAAGUCUCUGCAUCAGAGUUUAACAUUUUACUCAUAACGCUAUUAUAGGCUGAUCCAAGAUUAUGGACAGGUUCAGGCAUUCCCUGACCUUUGUUUGGGUUUGAAAUCCAAGCUCCUGUUUUCAGAUCUGGAACUUUCUCUCACCUUUGUGCUUUUUUGGCUUUAUCUGUAGUCAGAAACAGGAAAUACUGGAAAUCCUACAUAGAAAACUGUUUUGCUAAGAUUUUGAGCUCAGUUCUCAAGACUUCAUCACCAGUGAGAUUUUAAAGGGCUCUAGACUCCUUUAGGCAAGGUGUAUGUGGUGACCUUCAAAUGUAUUUAGAAUUAUAAGUAAUAAAUAGUAAUCAUAGAGGAUUGUAUAUCUACUUUGGCAGGGCAGCAUUUCUGAAAAGAAUCUAAGUGACAAGACAGACAUUGCAGAUUUACAAUAACUUUGUUCAUAAAUUUUUUGCAAGAUGUAAAGACAGACACAGUGCGGAGGGGGAAGUAGCCAACAAUGUGGGUUUAAUCAUCUACAUUUCAGAAAUGCAGACCAAAUGUCUGUAAAGAUGUCCAUUUCAUCCAAACAUUUCUUAGAUAUUUAUUUCAAAGCUCCCUGUUCAGUCAAUCCAACACUCCAUUCAUAUUGGAACUAAUAUUGAUUUUUCUUCUAUUAGCAGUGGUAUGAGAGUGCUGGAGGAUCCCAUUUAUUAGUUACUUUUGUUCUCUGUUAGACUGUUUGAAUUCCAAGAGGUCAUCUUGCUGUACAGGUAGGAUAAAAGAAUGAUCUGUUUCAAAACUAUUUAAACAAGGGCUUGUGAUGAAACAUUUCUUUUUCCUGAUAGAACCAUAUAAUGGUAUUGUUUUGUCAGGUCUAGUGUGGAAUAUAUAGCUACAAGUAACUCUUAUGUUUGCAUCAGCUGAAAAGCUACUACCAGGGAGGAGUGACAAUCUAGAUCACAGAGAGACUAGACAUCUUUGUUUCCUAAAAGAAAGCUCAGCUGAAUUACAUGUAGUGUUUAUUUUUAAUACGUAUUUGUUUUAUUUUAACCCCUCAGCUUUCUCUCUCUCUUGUCCCUCCUCAAAUUCAACUCCAGGUUAACCACAACCAUUCUGACAGUGCUAAUUAGCUGGGUACUCAUGGAUGGGCAGACGAGGAAGGAUGUUUUAGCAUAACCCAUCCUUAUUUUGGAGUGAAGCAAAGAGAGCCCCCUGUCUGAAUCAACUGAGUUUGGAUACUUAGCUCAGUUUAAAGUAUUGCAAAAAUUUAGGCAGUGGAAAUCCCACUCAUGUAAAGCCCCAGAAGUGCGUGGAAAUGUUCACUUUUAAAAAUAAAUUGGUGUUUUAAAGAAGAAAAUAAGCCCAGUAUCUUGUGCCCUCCUUCAUGUGUGUUCUUUUAAGCAUCAGGAAUUUUGCAUUUGUUAAUUAUUCUGCUAGAUAUAUUCAUUAUUCUUGAAUAGCUUUUGAUAUUAAGAAAUAUUUUUCGAGUAAGAUUUUCUCUUUCUGCCGAAUCUUUCAUCUCUUCAUUAAUUUUGAUGUCUGCAAUGACCUAGUUAAUUCCAGAGGAGGAAGGAAAGCUGUGAAGGUUAGGUUUGUUGAGAAGUUGAAGAAGGUAAUGACUUUUUGUAGAGAAAACAGUAUUAAAAGCAUUUUUUCAAAAGGUAUCUUUUCAUCUGGGAUGCUUUAACCAAGAGCCAUAGACUGUUUAGUCUGGACUGUGAUUUUCAGUGCAGACCUGAGCAAAUAACUAUGUUUAAGGUGGCAUUGCCAAAGGACUUCCCCAGGAUGCAUAGAGAUGUUCCCUCUGUGUUAGAAAAUUUCCCAUUUCCUUGAUUAGGAGGCAUCUGCUGGUUUGUAAGGGAGUUGAGCUAUGACAGCCCACUAUCUGACUGCUAGGCAAUCAAAAGAAAGGUUCUGUUCCAUUCUUUUCCCUUCUAGCUCAUCUGCAAGGAAAGCAAAGAGCAUUAAUAUGUUUGAUUUUCUUGUGCUGUGUCCCAAGCAACACUCCAGUCCUAGGAAAGCAGAGAAACACUGUUCAAUGAGGGUUUUGAAGUCUUGAUCAGUCUGUGUUUUAAUAUGUGACACAUAAGUCUGAAGAGCCCCAUGUAACUCCUCAGGCAUUCACCAUGCAGCUUUACAGGACCCAGCAGAGUCUCAGAGACCACAGCAAUCCUGUUAUUCCCCUGCUGCCCCAAGUCAUUCCCCUUUCGCCAUUCAUUGGGGCGAUGCUAAAGCUGAAAAGACUCCAGAGGAUGCACUUGAAUGUGGUGUGUUUUGAGCUGUGCUCAUCAGCUAAAGAGCUCUGAAUGACAACAUUGUGGUGGCUCAGUGGGUCAUGCCUCUGCUGCUGCGUGGCCAGCCUGUGGCUGGCGGGAGGGCAGUGCUGGGACAGGACAGCCACGGGGAAAGGUUUUAAUGCUGGGCUACCUCUUCCUCUCCAGCCUGUCUCUCUAGCUGAAGUGUGUUAGCAACUCAGCUGGGGCCAUGAUCCAGUGCUAAUGAGCACUUUUAGCUUGCAGCAUGUGAAUAGACUACUCGUGUUUAAUGUUAAACAUGUGCUUGCCUGCUUGCCUGGAGAGGGGCCUAAAAGUCAUGACAAAAAAGCCUAUAUUAAUGAAGGGCAUUUAUUAUUCUCUCUCUUUGAAAUCUGGUGGCAGAAUUCCCAGUGGGGGAAUUCCCAAUAGGAAUUCCCAGUAGAGCCCAAGGCUACAUAAGCAUGAAGAUGUUUCAAGUAUGAAGAUGUCCUUAGAGAACAGAAAACUCUGAAGGAGAAAAGGAAGGAGCAGUGAUAUAUAGGGUCUUACUACAGAAGCAGGACACCAAUUCUGUCCCAAUAGUAGCUGUAGGGACACCACCAGUGCUGCCAGGCUCCAUUCUGGUGUAUCAUGGGAGGUUCAGAGCAAAGCUGGGACCGGGCCACACUGGCAGGGGAAUGCCAAGGCAUGUUCUGCUGUAUCUAUAACCACACUCCCUAUGGUGGUAUCCCACAGUAUAACUAUGCUUCCAUUGUGUCUGCCUCACUCUUAUUAUGAAGUGACUUGUUUAAAGAAAACUAAGAAGGGUGGGGGAUUUUUUUUUUUAUAUAUAUAUACACAAACUAAAAACAAUCCAAAUAUGCUUUAAUGGUUCUCAACAUGAUACUGUCAGUUCUCACCACAGGGUGGAAUUAGUUGGUGGAAAUUAAAUUAAAUUAAAUUAAAACAGAAAAGCUUGGCUGUUGCUAAUGGGUACCACUGGGAGCCCUAAAAGUAGUUUGCAGUGUAGAACUAUAAGAGGAAUGAACAUCCUUUAAUUCCCAGAAUCACUUGGGUUUCACAGGGUCAUUUCAGCCUAUUCUGCUGUGCUGCUGAGAAGCUGCUCUUUCCUUGUCCCCCUAGGUCUAUAAACUCACAAUAAUUUGGGAAAUGGCUAUGGGCACCACAUUAAUCUUUUUAUUUUUUUACUUCACUUUUUUCUUUCCUUUCAUUGAAUUAACUAAUUUAGUUUGGAAGUAUGCAGUAAGUAAACAGAAUUUGCAAACAACAUAUAUUCUACUUUUUCUUAAGGAAGAUUUAAAAAGCUUUUGAGAAAUAAGAGGUUAUCCCCAGCUUUUGGAACAAACUGUGGUAUGAAAUACAUGUAGAGUAUGAUUCUCGUUAAAUAAUUUAAGCAUGAAGAUUAGAGUUUAUUUUAAGGAGAAUGUUUAGGGCUAAAUGACAAGAACACUCCAGAUACUGCAAGUGGCACUUAAGAUUUAGUUCUAAUCUCCAUUGGAUUUUUUUUAAUUACUUAUUGUACAACAUAGAAAUGGAAUGUAUAUAAAUAUUCACAUAUUUAACUGCAUUGUUUAAUUCAAUAAUGCUGUAAAGUGUAUUGGGAUAAAAGGUGGCAUAAACACUUUCGAAACAACCCUAUUAUUUUUGUGCCUUUGAUUUUGUUCCUGCUGGAAAGAACAAGAACUGCACUAUUUAUUUGUGUAGAAGCAGGAUCUCAGCUUCACAGAUCCAGAUACUUUGGCAGUCUUUGUGGAGGGCAAUUUGAUAUUUAGCAAUCUGAGCCUUGCAGUGGGCACAGUGCAUUUCGGAAGGCAUCUAGGACCAUCCUUGGGUGAAUGGAAGGAGCACAGUGAAUCCCCUGUUGUGAUGAAAUGUGAUUAAGCCAUCAUGAGGUGUGGACUGGACAACCCUGAAUCAGAGACUUUUGCCUGCAGCACCGUCACUAAAUUGGUCUGACAUCGGGAACCGCAGCGUAAGAGCUCGGCUUCAUGAGUGAGUCAAAGCAGCAUCUUUGUCACCAGUCAUUUUCUAUUUAUAACAAUACAGAUCUAUUUUAUAAUCAGUGGGAGGCACAACAGGAACAAGCUUUGUUCUGCCUCAAUCAUGUUUCUUGUGCGGGUGUGU